This is a messenger RNA of Rotaria sp. Silwood2, 1794 nucleotides long. NCBI's taxonomy places the organism in Eukaryota, Metazoa, Rotifera, Eurotatoria, Philodinida, Philodinidae. The record is from the annotation of a GenBank genome assembly.
AUGCGUUGGUUACUUUUUAGCUAUGAAUUAAAUGCAAUUGUAAAACAAUGUGAUGAGUUAUUACAAGUUGCUGGACAAGCAGUUAUGCAUGAUCAUCAUCGUGGAACUUUAUCAUUACAAGAUAUAAAAGAAAAAAUUAAUAAAUAUAAACCAGAUCGUAUUAUUGUUAUUGACAAUCAAGGAAAUUUUGAAAAUAACCAUCCUCUUCAUAAAAUACUCAAUGAUCAUCUACUUAUUCCUAUUUAUGUUGGUCAAGCAACCAUACAUCUGCAAUCUCCUAUACCUGUACUUUUAUUAACAUUUACAAAUGAUAAUAAUAAUAUAGAUUCAAUAUUAUCAGUUAAUAUUGUUCAAAAUGCAACAAAUGAAUUGAUUAAUCUUUAUUCAAAUAUGAUUCAUGCAAAAAUUUAUACACCGAUUAGUGAUGAAGACUUAAAUGAAACAAUUUUGUUAAAAUAUUUAAAUUCAUUAUGGAAAAAUGAUCCCGAAGAAACUCAUCAUAUAACUAUUCUUUCUGAUAUUUUACCUAUUUUAUUAGCAUUAAUACAUGAUGGUAAAGUACAAGGUCAAGUAAAUGUUUCUAAUAAAGGUAAAAUAUCACUGAAUUGUCUAGAAAGAUUGAUUUCGAACCAAUCGAAAACGACAACAAGUAUAGCGCAAAUAAUUAAUACUGAAGAUUUAAUUGAUCAAUUCGAAAAAUGGAAUAAAGAAAUGAUUUUACCUGAAACACGCCAUCUUUAUCAAGCAUCAUUUGUAAUACCAAAUGCACCAAACAGUAUAGUACAAUAUCUUCAACAAAACUCAAUUAAUCGUAAUUCAAAUGCACCAAGAAUUGUUCUUGCGACGGGUGGUUGUGGAUUUAUUGGUAGUACAUUUAUUAAUCAUUGGCUUGAAAAAUAUCCAGAAGAUCAAAUAAUUAAUAUUGAUCGACUUGAUCCAGUAUCGAAUAUAAAAAAUAUUCAAAAUUCAACAUCACCAAAUUAUUCAUUAGUUGUCGCAGAUAUUGAUAACAAAGAUAUUAUCUUACAUUUAAUGAAACAAUAUAAUAUUACACAUAUUGUUCAUUUUGCCGUUCAAGCUCAUCUUGAUAAUUCAUUUGGUAAUAGUAUUACAUUUACCCAAAGCAAUGUGUCUGGAACACAUUCAGUUCUUGAAGCAAGUCGCCUAUAUGGUAGAAUAGUAAAAUUUAUUCAUAUUAGUACUGAUGAAGUUAAUAGUGAAACAGCACCUGGAAGUUAUCAAGAAACAGGUCUUCUUAAUCCAAUGAAUCCAUAUGCAGCAACAGUAGCUGCAGCUGAAUUUCUUGUUAAAUCUUAUGGUGAUAGUUUUAAAUUAUCUUAUUGUAUUGUACGUUUAUGUAAUGUUUAUGGACCACGGCAACAUAUUGAAAAACUCAUUCCAAUAUUUAUUAAUAAUUUAUCAAAUGGACAAACUUUAAAAAUUCAUGGAGAUGGAAAACAAACAAGAAAUUAUAUUUAUGUUGAUGAUGUUGUUAAUGCUAUUGAAAUUAUUUUUCAUCAAGGCAAAACAAAAAUGGUUUAUAAUAUUGGAACAGAAUAUCAAUUAAGUAUACUUGAUAUUGCUAAAAGUCUUAUAAAAAAAAUUCAACCGAAUAAAAAUCCAGAAGAUAUUAUUAUAUAUGAUAAACCAAGAUCAUUUACUGACAAACGAUAUUCUUCAAUAACAAAUAGUGCAGUAAAAACUCUUGCAUGGAAACCAAAAGUAUCAUUUGAUGAAGGACUUGAUAAAACUAUUCAAUGGUAUAAACAAAAUCCAAAAUAUUGGGAUAAAUAA